Molecule: messenger RNA, 4332 nt
Organism: Acanthisitta chloris (rifleman)
Lineage: Eukaryota; Metazoa; Chordata; Aves; Passeriformes; Acanthisittidae
Product: serine/threonine-protein kinase mTOR-like
Exons: 30
Biological process (GO): negative regulation of macroautophagy; protein phosphorylation; TOR signaling
Cellular component (GO): TORC2 complex; nucleus; TORC1 complex
Molecular function (GO): protein-containing complex binding; protein serine/threonine kinase activity; protein binding
Source: RefSeq, a predicted model, not a curated record
CAUUAACAAUAAACUGCAACAGCCAGAAGCAGCUGCUGGGGUGCUGGAAUAUGCCAUGAAGCACUUUGGGGAGCUGGAAAUUCAGGCUACCUGGUAUGAAAAGCUCCAUGAGUGGGAAGAUGCCCUGGUGGCCUAUGACAAGAAGAUGGACACAAACAAAGAUGAUCCCGAGCUGAUGCUGGGACGGAUGCGCUGCUUGGAAGCACUGGGGGAAUGGGGACAGCUGCACCAGCAAUGCUGUGAGAAGUGGACACAGGUCAAUGAUGAGACUCAAGCCAAGAUGGCCAGGAUGGCUGCUGCUGCUGCCUGGGGCCUGGGUCAGUGGGAUAGCAUGGAAGAGUAUACCUGCAUGAUCCCAAGGGACACCCACGAUGGUGCUUUCUACAGGGCUGUACUGGCUCUUCAUCAGGACCUCUUCUCACUGGCUCAGCAAUGCAUUGACAAAGCCAGAGACCUGCUAGAUGCUGAGCUGACUGCCAUGGCAGGAGAGAGCUACAGUAGAGCUUAUGGGGCUAUGGUGUCCUGCCAGAUGCUGUCAGAGCUGGAAGAGGUUAUCCAGUACAAACUUGUACCAGAGCGCCGUGAGAUCAUCCGCCAGAUCUGGUGGGAAAGGCUGCAGGGCUGUCAGCGAAUCGUGGAAGACUGGCAAAGGAUACUGAUGGUCAGAUCUCUCGUUGUGAAUCCCCACGAGGACAUGAGAACUUGGCUCAAAUAUGCCAGUCUGUGUGGCAAGAGUGGGAGGCUGGCUUUGGCCCAUAAGACCCUUGUCCUGCUCUUGGGAGUAGACCCAUCUCGACAGCUGGAUCACCCUCUGCCAACAGUUCAUCCCCAAGUGACUUAUGCAUACAUGAAGCACAUGUGGAAGAGUGCCCGUAAGAUCGACGCGUUCCAGCACAUGCAGCACUUUGUGCAGACCAUGCAGCAGCAAGCCCAACACGCCAUCGCCACCGAGGACCAGCAGCACAAGCAGGAGCUCCACAAGCUCAUGGCACGGUGUUUCCUGAAGCUGGGUGAGUGGCAGCUGAACCUGCAAGGCAUCAACGAGAGCACCAUCCCCAAAGUGCUGCAGUACUACAGUGCUGCCACAGAGCAUGAUCGCAACUGGUACAAGGCCUGGCAUGCUUGGGCAGUGAUGAACUUUGAAGCAGUGCUUCACUACAAACACCAAAACCAGGCCAGAGAUGAGAAGAAGAAGCUGCGUCACGCCAGCGGAGCCAGCAUCACCAGUGCCAACACCGAGGGCAGCAACAGCGAGAGCGAUGCAGAGAGCACGGAGAACAGCCCCAUCCCAUCCCCAGUGCAGAAGAAAGUCACUGAGGAUUUAUCCAAGACCCUCUUGAUGUACACAGUCCCUGCUGUCCAGGGUUUCUUCCGGUCCAUCUCUCUGUCUCGAGGAAACAACCUCCAAGACACUCUGAGAGUCCUUACUCUGUGGUUUGACUAUGGUCACUGGCCUGAUGUGAAUGAGGCUUUGGUAGAAGGAGUCAAGGCAAUCCAAAUAGACACUUGGCUGCAGGUUAUCCCUCAGCUCAUUGCCAGGAUUGACACCCCUCGGCCUCUGGUAGGACGUCUCAUUCAUCAGCUCCUCACAGACAUUGGUCGGUACCACCCCCAGGCUUUGAUCUAUCCUUUGACUGUGGCCUCUAAAUCUACAACCACUGCUCGGCACAAUGCUGCCAAUAAGAUCCUGAAAAACAUGUGUGAGCACAGCAACACUCUGGUGCAGCAGGCAAUGAUGGUGAGUGAAGAGCUAAUUCGUGUGGCCAUCCUGUGGCAUGAGAUGUGGCACGAAGGGCUGGAAGAAGCAUCUCGUCUGUAUUUUGGAGAAAGAAACGUGAAGGGAAUGUUUGAGGUGCUGGAACCACUUCAUGCAAUGAUGGAGCGUGGGCCUCAGACUUUAAAGGAGACAUCCUUCAAUCAGGCCUAUGGCAGAGAUCUAAUGGAAGCUCAGGAGUGGUGCAGGAAGUACAUGAAAUCAGGAAAUGUCAAAGACCUAACUCAGGCUUGGGAUCUCUAUUACCAUGUGUUCCGGCGCAUCUCGAAGCAGCUGCCUCAGCUCACUUCCUUGGAACUACAGUAUGUGUCACCAAAACUCCUGAUGUGCCGGGACCUGGAGUUGGCAGUGCCAGGGACGUACGAUCCCAACCAGCCCAUCAUACGGAUUCAGUCCAUCGCGCCCUCCCUGCAGGUCAUCACCUCCAAGCAGAGGCCCAGGAAGUUGACACUAAUGGGAAGCAAUGGGCAUGAGUUUGUAUUCCUUCUGAAAGGUCAUGAAGACCUUCGCCAAGAUGAAAGAGUGAUGCAGCUUUUUGGAUUGGUCAACACACUUCUGGCAAAUGACCCAACUUCCCUUCGUAAAAACCUCAGCAUCCAGAGAUAUGCUGUAAUUCCACUGUCUACGAAUUCAGGCCUGAUUGGUUGGGUGCCCCACUGUGACACGCUGCACGCACUCAUCCGAGACUACAGGGAGAAGAAGAAGAUCCUCCUCAACAUCGAACAUCGCAUCAUGCUGAGGAUGGCUCCAGAUUAUGACCACCUGACUCUGAUGCAGAAGGUAGAAGUGUUUGAACAUGCUGUCAAUAACACAGCUGGGGAUGACCUUGCCAAACUGCUAUGGCUGAAAAGUCCAAGCUCAGAGGUGUGGUUUGACAGAAGAACCAACUACACUCGUUCCCUAGCUGUGAUGUCGAUGGUUGGGUACAUUCUGGGCCUUGGGGACAGACAUCCCUCCAACCUGAUGCUGGACAGGCUGAGUGGAAAGAUCCUGCAUAUCGACUUCGGGGACUGUUUUGAGGUUGCAAUGACAAGAGAAAAGUUCCCUGAGAAGAUUCCCUUUAGGUUAACAAGGAUGCUGACAAAUGCUAUGGAGGUGACAGGCCUGGAUGGCAACUACAGAAUCACCUGUCACACGGUGAUGGAGGUGCUGCGUGAACACAAGGACAGUGUCAUGGCUGUGCUGGAAGCCUUUGUCUAUGAUCCCUUAUUGAACUGGAGGCUGAUGGACACAAACACGAAGGGCAAUAAGCGCUCACGAACGAGGACAGACUCCUACUCAGCCAGUCAGUCAGUAGAAAUGUUGGACAGUGUGGAAUUGGGUGAGACAGCCCAUAAAAAAACUGGGACCACAGUGCCUGAAUCCAUCCAUUCCUUCAUAGGAGAUGGUCUGGUGAAACCAGAAGCUCUAAACAAGAAGGCAAUUCAGAUCAUCAACAGGGUUCGAGAUAAGCUCACUGGCCGAGACUUCUCUCACGACGAAACCCUGGAUGUCCCCACACAAGUAGAAUUGCUCAUCAAGCAAGCGACUUCUCACGAGAACCUGUGCCAGUGCUACAUUGGAUGGUGUCCUUUCUGGUAACAGAAGAUUCCAAAGUAUCCACAGCCUUUUAUUCUGGAGGCUUUUGCACUCCAAACCUGCUCUUCUCCAGACACAAACUGAACGUCGGACUGAAAUAUACAGCCUUUGUCAAAUAUUUUGAGAUGUAAAUGAAAAGAGUUAUUGUAUAUUAAAAGUUGGUUUAAGCCAAUGUAUAGCUGCUGUUGGAGAAACAAAACACACAAACUGUUUGAAACACAACACUUGAUUUGGGUUUCCAGGACAGUGAAGACUGAUUGUACCACAGAUGUCCUUGGUUCCACUUGGUCUUUGGGGAACUGGUGAUCCAUUGGAAAUAACUAUAUACGGGUUUUGACUUACUUUGCAAUGUAACUGAGGCACUUGCAGAUGAAUUACUGCCUGGUCAUUCCUGUUGAUGUGGCUGCAGUGAGCUCAAUGUGCUGUCAGGAGGCUUCACAGAGGUUUGGGGGUGAGCUGGAUAACUGGAAAGACAGACAAGCAGAAUUUUACCAUUGUUUCAUCCUGUACCUUGUUUUCAAACUUGAUUCUUGCCCCAAAAUUGGAAACUGUCUAUCUGCUCAUCAAACUAGUGCAGGAGUUGUGUUCCCAACCAGGAUCUCGGAGCACAUCUGACAUUGGAAGACCUUGAGCUGAGCCAAGUCUGGUGCCUCUGUGCAGAGUGAUGCAUGGCAAACUGACUGCAGGGUACAAAUAAAUACCACUUGGGAGCUUCCCACAGUGUUGGGGCUAAAAAAAAGAAGUGUUGGGAUAUAACUAGGGGAAGUUAGGGCUUGGCAUAGGAGGCAGAAGGGGGGGAGAACUGGUCAUAACUUGAAACAGAAAAUAAUGGUAAUUAAACUUGAGGGUGAAGAUAAAGUUAUGAUUUAUGAGUUAAACAUAUUAAAAACAAUGCACAAAAUACAACAGAGUAGCCAUGUUUAGAUGCCAUGUUGUAUUUGAAUAUUUUUGUGCCAAUAAAUUACACCAAAAUGUAAACA